UAUUAAUCUACUGUACUGCGUUUUAUAGUUGUCGUGGUCGUUGGUGAAACUGGAUCCGGUAAAACUACACAACUCACUCAAUACCUUCAUGAGGAUGGAUAUAGCAAAUAUGGAACUAUAGGCUGUACACAGCCUCGUCGUGUUGCUGCUAUGUCGGUUGCUAAACGUGUUAGUGAAGAAAUGGAGUGUAAACUCGGAACUACAGUUGGUUACGCCAUUCGUUUCGAAGAUUGUACUUCAGAAAGCACCGUUAUUAAAUAUAUGACUGAUGGUGUUAUGCUCCGUGAAUCACUUAAGGAACCUGAUCUCGAUCACUACAGUGCAAUUAUUAUGGACGAAGCCCACGAACGUUCCCUUCAAACAGAUGUUUUGAUGGGUUUAUUAAGACAAGUUCUUUCUCGCAGAAGGGAUAUUAAGUUAAUCGUCACGUCAGCAACUAUGAAUGCCGAGAAGUUUUCACUGUUUUUCGGAAAUUGUCCGACUUUCACAAUACCCGGUCGUACGUUCCCUGUAGAGAUAAUGUUCAGUAAGACACCUUGCGAAGAUUAUGUUGAUAGUGCUGUUAAACAAGUGUUGGCAAUCCACUUAGGGCAUCCCGCAGGUGAUAUAUUAGUAUUUAUGACCGGACAAGAAGAUAUAGAGAUUACAUGUCGAGUGAUUGCAGAACGUCUCCAGCAAUUGGAUAACCCUCCCUCACUUGAAAUUUUGCCAAUCUAUUCGCAAUUACCAGCUGACCUGCAAGCUAGAAUUUUCGAAAAGACAGCUAACAAUGCUCGAAAAGUUAUUGUUGCAACCAAUAUUGCUGAGACCUCUUUGACUGUUGAUGGUAUCAUGUAUGUUGUUGACACAGGAUAUAAUAAACUUAAGGUAUUCAAUCCAAAGAUUGGCAUGGACUCCUUACAAAUUACACCUAUCAGCCAGGCAAAUGCAAAUCAAAGAUCGGGUAGAGCUGGACGUACUGGUGCAGGAACUUGUUAUCGUCUUUACACGGAACAAGCUUAUCAUCAUGAAAUGUUUAUGAACACAAUACCCGAGAUCCAGCGUACCAACCUUGCAAAUGUGGUGCUUUUACUUAAAUCCUUAGGAGUAAAGAAUUUAUUGGAUUUUGAUUUCAUGGAUCCUCCACCUCAGGAUAACAUACUGAACUCGAUGUAUCAAUUGUGGAUUCUGGGUGCGUUGGAUAAUACUGGAGAGUUAACACCACUCGGUCGAAGAAUGGUAGAGUUUCCAUUAGAUCCUUCGUUAUCAAAGAUGUUGAUUACAUCCGAGGAAUUAGGAUGUACGGCAGAGAUAUUGACCAUUGUAUCUAUGCUUUCUGUUCCAUCGGUAUUUUAUCGGCCAAAAGAGAGAAUGGAGCAGAGUGAUGCUGCUAGAGAAAAAUUCUUUGUACCUGAAAGUGACCAUUUAACGCUAUUACAUGUUUAUACACAAUGGAAAUCCCACGGUUUCCGGGAAGAGUGGUGUGUGAAACAUUUUAUUCAUUCUAAAGCUAUGAGGAAAGCUCAAGAAGUGAGAUCACAGUUAAUGGAUAUUAUGAAAGCGGAAAAGAUGGCAAUUGUCUCUUGUGGCACUGAUUGGGAUGUAGUGCGAAAAUGUAUCUGCUCUGCAUACUUUCACCAGGCUGCAAGGGUAAAGGGUAUUGGAGAAUAUGUAAAUUGCCGUACAGGAAUGCCAUGCCACCUUCACCCAACAAGUGCUUUAUAUGGGCUUGGUUAUACACCAGAUUACAUCGUUUAUCACGAAUUAGUAAUGACGUCAAAGGAAUACAUGCAGUGUGUUACUGCUGUAGACCCAUACUGGUUAGCUGAAAUGGGACCUAUGUUCUAUUCAAUCAAAGAAAAGAAUUUCACACAGAAAGAAAAACGAGCAGCCAACAAAGCAGAGAUGGCCAAAAUGACGAUGGAAAUGCAAAUUAAAAUGGCGAGAGAAAAAGAGGAAGAAGAAAGUGAACAGCAACGUAAAGCAACUGCAACACCUAAACAUUCUAAUAGUGUUAUACUCGGGAAAAGGAAUCCUGGAACACCCCCAAGAAAAAGGGGAUUUGGUCUCUAAAAGAAUUGCUAAUAAUAUAUAUUACACCGACUUCAGAUAUUUAUUCUUUUUGGAUAGUGGUCAUAAUAUUUUAUUAGGAUAAAUCUGUCAAGGUUUUCGACUUAACUUAUAGCACCCAACUGCUGAAAGAUUUAAUUAGAAGUUGUGAGUUGACACCCCUAUUUUUAUUAUUAAAUAGUCAAUUUAGAAAAUAACAAUAAUUUCACUUGACAUGAUGGUUUAUUA
Molecule: messenger RNA, 2277 nt
Organism: Rhizophagus irregularis DAOM 181602=DAOM 197198
Lineage: Eukaryota; Fungi; Glomeromycota; Glomeromycetes; Glomerales; Glomeraceae
Product: Pre-mRNA-splicing factor ATP-dependent RNA helicase PRP16
Biological process (GO): mRNA splicing, via spliceosome
Cellular component (GO): spliceosomal complex; intracellular anatomical structure
Molecular function (GO): RNA binding; ATP binding; 3'-5' RNA helicase activity
Source: RefSeq, a predicted model, not a curated record